Molecule: messenger RNA, 687 nt
Organism: Arabidopsis arenosa
Lineage: Eukaryota; Viridiplantae; Streptophyta; Magnoliopsida; Brassicales; Brassicaceae
Source: the annotation of a GenBank genome assembly
GAUCAGAGAGAGAGAGAAAGAGCGAGAGAAGCUGAUUGAUUAUGGCGGCUGCUUCGAUUUCUGCAACUGGAUGUAAUCAAACUUUGCUCAGAACUUCCUUCUAUGGAGGUUGGGGAAGUUCCAUCUCCGGAGAAGAUUACCAAACCAUGCUCUCCAAGACGGUUGCGCCACCGCAACAAGCCAGAGUCUCACGAAAAGCAAUCAGAGCAGUACCUAUGAUGAAGAAUGUUAAUGAAGGCAAAGGCUUAUUUGCACCACUUGUCGUUGUCACACGCAACAUAGUAGGCAAGAAGAGGUUUAAUCAGCUCAGAGGAAAAGCCAUUGCCUUACACUCUCAGGUGAUCACUGAGUUUUGCAAAUCGAUUGGAGCUGAUGCUAAACAGAGACAAGGGCUUAUCAGGCUUGCUAAGAAGAAUGGAGAGAGGCUUGGCUUCCUUGCUUAGGUUUUAAAAAGAACAAAUCUUUCUCUCUGCUUUUGUCUGUAUACACUCACUCUCUCCUUGUUGUUCUUGUCUAGAUGUAUUUUGUCCAAAUCUAUAAUCUUGAUUUUUGUUACAUUGCCUUUUGAGGGUUACUCAACACACAUAACUGCUGCCAUUCUCAUCUGAAAGUUGUGUCAUGUGUAUAACACUCUGAUACUACUCUUAAAACAUCAUGAAUCUCUGAUAACAAAUGUUCAAUAAGGUC